This is a messenger RNA of Nicotiana attenuata, 699 nucleotides long. RefSeq lists its product as uncharacterized. The record is from RefSeq and is a predicted model, not a curated record. Bases 1 to 699 code for a protein of 232 amino acids. NCBI's taxonomy places the organism in Eukaryota, Viridiplantae, Streptophyta, Magnoliopsida, Solanales, Solanaceae. The transcript has 3 exons.
AUGACGGCCGAAGGGAACAACUACCCCAUCUUAGCCGAGAAAGACAUCAGCCCUACAUCAAAGCACCCAUCCCGCUUCCUCCGCGGCACACAGAUGUCCCACCUUGACAUACCGCGCCACACCGAAAUGAAAGAGGAAAGGGGUCAUAAAACCGAGGAUUGCAUAGGUUUGCGGCAAGAGGUAGUAAGAAUGCUAAAUCGGGGACACCUGAAAGAACUACUGAGCGACCGUGGACGAGAUAACUUUGCUCGUGGACGCGAACAACCCCAAGCACCCCCAAAGCCGCCUUCUCCCACUCGUACCAUACAAAUGAUCAUUGGUGGAGGCGACGACGCAGUAGUCAACCACGUAAAGUUCACCACUAUGCACAAACUCAAACGAUCGAUCACUCAUGAACGGUAUGAUGACCUCGAAGAUAGUAUCGUCUUCGAUAAAUUAGAUACUGACGAUACUGAUGUAAAAAAAAUAAUGGUGGAUGACAGAAGCGGCACCUGUAUUAUCCAUCCUCGACUCCUCGUACAAAUGAGACUCGACGAUAAAAUAAUAUCGCGUUGUAUAACACUAACGGGUUUUAAUGCAGUCGAACGAACUUCUGGAGAGAUAGUGCUGCCCGUCCUAGCCGGAGGAGUCACCUUGGAAACGACGUUUCACGUCAUAGAUCAAGAUACAGCCUACAACACUAUCAUAGGGAGCCCAUAG